AUGAAUCAGUUGAAAUUUGUUAGAUCAAAGAGUACAACAAGAUCGAGUCCUUUGAAAAGGAUCCAUUAAAAAUUAAGAUAAGUAUAAAAGCCUGGAAAACUGAAUGUCAGUGUUGGAAAGAGCAGAGAAACAUCUUAAAAUAAAGAAGCAAUACAUGUAUCAACUCCAAAGGAGAAGGUCUAAAAAUUACUCCAAUAAUUGUCAAUAUAUCAAAAAAACUCGAAAAAGUCCUACUUAGAAACUCCCGAAAGAACCCAAUCCUUCGUUCCUUUGUCACAUGAAAGAAACCUAUUCAACGAAUCUAUUAAACUCCAAGACUCAGCCUAUGGAAUCUAUAAUAACAACAUAUACAACAAAAAUAAACAGAACAAUUAAAUCCUCAAUCUGUAGCCUAAAAUGGAAGAGAGUACAAUAACAGAAAAAUUAGAUGCUUUUUAAUUGAAAUAAUAAUACAAAAGGAAUUCAUCCGAUCAAACUACCUUUGAUUAAUAAUCCCCUUCAAAUACUAUUUAUGGAAAUGCCACUAUUUCCCAAUUCUACUACAAUAAAGAAAUACUAAAAUAGAGCUAUUCAAUUAAUUAACAACAAAAUUCAGAUUAAAAACAAUAGUAUUUCUAUAAAUAACAACAAAUUCCAUAAAAGAAUGGCCCACAAAGUCAAUCCCACUCUCGAAACAAUUCAUUUAAAAACCAAUCGAAAGAAAAUACAUACAAUGCAAUCUCUCAAGAGUAACUCGUUAAGAAAAAGAAUGAAUCCAAAAACGAUUAUGAUGAAAUAAUCCUAGAAAUCUAUCCUUAAUUCUUGAAAUAAUGCCAAUAGAAUGCAAUUACAAAAAAAACUAUAGUGGAACAAACUGAAGAGGAAGAGCACUUACCUACCAAAUUGAGUACUAAAUCCCCACAAUAAGUCUAACUCUAUAGCGAAUUAUUAACUGACAAAUCUUUGGUCUUAGUUUCGCCCAAAGUAGUUAAAGACAUGGAAAUGCAAACUAGUUUUACUUAACCGAUGAAAAUAUCUCAAGAUACUACUGAAAAACCAACGAUUUCAACUUAAUUCGACACUGUGAAUGCAUCUGUUUAAACUAAAUUAAAAAAAAAGAAUCUUGGAUUGUUCCAAUAUCAAUUUUCAUAUAUGUCACCCUAGAACAACAACAAUCGGUAAGAUAUUGAUUUGUUAUCACUGGGAGAUUUCCAAUCAGAAAUAUUACAUAGAACUUAAAGCGAAUUUGAAAGGGAUUUUAAUUCUCAGGGUAAACAAAAGUAGAAAUUGGAAAUGUCUAACGCUAAGAUUUAAGAUUUUAGUGUUCAUCCAUAAAUAACCCAAACAAAACAAUAAACUUAUUAAUAAAAUGAUAGUAGGUAAAUAUUUAUAAUUACUAAUCAGAUCAUUUUUGUUAAGUCAAAAAAGCAACUUGUUUUUAUCAAAAGAAUAAUUGCUAGAUCCACAAGAUGAUAACCAUCCCUAUUAUUUGCAAGCUGAACCAAAGGAAAUAAACUCUAAUUUCUAUCUAAAAUAAUAGGGCAAUCAAGAGAAUGUAUCUUAAGAACAUUCAAAAUAAAGAAGAACAAACUUAUCAAACCAUAAAUUGGAGAAGGGAUCUUCAUUUUCGAGUACCCAAUGUUAUAAAGAUCAUUUAAAUAUAUUAUUGAGUCAAUCCUAAUAGGCUAAUGUCAGAGACAGUUAGCAUUACCCUUAUUUAAACUAAACCAAUUCCAUUAAAAAGAAGUAAAACUACCCUUUGAAAACUAAUUCAUUUAGCAGUCAAAAAACAAAGAAAAAGUAGAACAACCAAAAAACCAAAAAAUGA
Molecule: messenger RNA, 1807 nt
Organism: Paramecium octaurelia
Lineage: Eukaryota; Ciliophora; Oligohymenophorea; Peniculida; Parameciidae
Source: the annotation of a GenBank genome assembly